AUGUGUCAAAAUUGCGACUCAGUUUUCUCUAAAUGCAAACUCGAGAGAUUACAUAAAGAAAUAUUUGCUUAUGGUGCAUCAGCCAUUCAUCAACUAUCUAAUGAAACCUUAAAUAAAGCAAAAAGAUUCAAUAAAGUCAACUUCACUUAUAGAGUGAAUGAAGCCACAAAUUGCUUUCGAUCCCCUGCUUUUUAA
Molecule: messenger RNA, 195 nt
Organism: Clunio marinus
Lineage: Eukaryota; Metazoa; Arthropoda; Insecta; Diptera; Chironomidae
Source: the annotation of a GenBank genome assembly